AUGACGGAAGAUGCCCAGAAAACAUUAGCAUUUCAAUCAUUUUGCAGACUAUGGAAACCUCCGUCUUCACUUGACCGGCUCGAUUACUUAUACGGUGAACUUUUCACACAAAACAUUGAAGUGGAAAAAAAGUUUACUUCUUCCACAUUUGAGGACAUUCUCUCGGGAAUUACUUUCAGCAACGAGGAGAUUCUGGAAUUCGACGUAGAUGAUGCGUACGAUGAAUUUUUUGAGGCGACAGCAGUCUUUGACAAGAGUUUUCACGAUCAUUCAUGCACAAGUGUUUGGCCAAUCUGCCGAACAACCAGAAGACCUGUGCUCUUGGAUUGUGACAAGAUAAAUAAUUUGUACCUGAGUGCAAUAAAAACUCCUGGUUAUGGUAGGAAAUUUGGUUUCACAGAAGAAAAGGAAGACAAAACUUUUUACAACAACUGUUUUGAUCCUCGACUACAAUUCAAAGGACUGUUGGAUGAAAAGCUUCUUUUCUGGGAGCACAAGAAAAAUGAUAAAAAAGUGGACCAGAAUCUGUUUCUUGCUUUGGAGAACAUCUCAGACAUUCUUUAUGACCACAUAUCAAAAUACAGAUUGUUCCUUUCUGUUCUCACACAACCUUAUGACACCCUGAUAACUGACCCCGGGGAGAAAAUCCACACCCCUGACAGUGACGGGGACAUUCACACACCCUCUGAUGCCAUACUGGACACGCCAAAAUUUCCAGUGAUUAUCAACACAGAAGAUAAAGAAGAGAUGGAGCUGAUAGAGAGAGUUCUGGCUGAUAAAAUUCAGUCAAUAUGGACAGGCAACUGCAAUGUGCCAAGGACAGGCAAACUUGAGCCAAUUUCAUGCCCAGUUUCUACAAAGUGGUCCAAAAGAUUAGAUCCUCUGGAUCAACUUGACUUAACACCUGUGACGAGACCCAAGGUGGAAACUACUGACGCGGUUGCUCCUGCUUCUGCUCGAGGUGGCUCAGGAAGAACUACAACAACUGACUCUGAAGAUAUAGACCAGUACCUGAAGGAAAUUUGGUCUGAGAUACAUGAAAAGGAUUUAUUUGAAGAUAUUACCGACAUGUCUGUAUCUUCUUUUGAAAUGGAGUCCCAAGAUAGUCAAGAGAGUAUUGAAGUUGAUAACCCGUCAGUUCCAUCGAACACAGAAGAAGAUAUAAACUCUACAGAUGAUGGACACCAGGAAGAGGCUGCCUCUGUUUCACAAAAGAAAUGCACCUCUCAGCCAGAGCUGAGCCACCUUGCUGAAAGUGUGCCUGACAGUAAAAGAGAAGAACAACAGCAGCAUGAGGAAUUCCAAAUGGAUACUGAUGUUAAACGAAGACUGCCCAUAAAGCCAUGUCCGUCCGACUCUGCACUGUACACAAGCCCAAGCAGGCUGAUAACAACAAAAGGGAUCAAAGAUGCCACUGAGCUUGUGGGUCAACCUAUUCCAGUUCAGACUACAAACAGACAAGAGGUUCCCAGAAAACACAUUGCCCAGGUGCAGAGGUCAGGAGACUACCCACCUUCAGGCUGGCAUACCCAAUGUCAUCAGACAUGGACUUAUAUCAAUGCCACAGGCCGACCACAGUCCUCCUAUCCUAACCGGCUGUCUCCUGGAUUUUCAACUACGAGCCAAGUGCCUGGUGCACACUGGACUCAAGGUGUGCAGGACAGCAGCAAACAAUGGCUCCAACAACAAAACCAGGUGGCCACUGUACCACACAACAGUGGACAUCACCAUCCUCAUCAGCAUCAUCAUCAGACUGCCUCUGUCCAGUUUUGUCAACCCAAGUACAGCGUUGCCCAGGACCCAACCCCCCAAGUGCAGACAUGGCAGCAGAACCAGCUGGCGCCCCCUGUGGCACACCUGGGCCUGGCAGGGGGGCAGGUGUGGCAGCAGUGGCAGAAGCAGUAUCAUGUGCCAGGAGCAGGAGGGGGUCAAGCUAGCAGCCAGCAGCAGAUCCAGGGUCAAAUCUUCCAGCACCCUGUGAGCAAGCUGCCCCCUGGUGGUCUCCCUCAGACCUACAGCCUCCAGCAGGUACGCCAGGGUCAGAUGGGGGAGCCAACCCCUUACCAGCAACCAGUGCCCUCUCAGUCCUGGCAGACUCGGGACAGGAUACAACAGAAGAAGAGCUACCCUGUCCCCACAAGAACCAUUCACCCUGUCUACCUUCAGAAUCAAAAGCUGGCCACUUACGCCUCCAUGAAGGACACUGGAGACAGGCACCUGCUGGCCGUCCGUCCCCAGGGAAUCAACCCAAACAACCUGGUGCAGAUCAAGGUGGAGGACCUGUUCCAGUCAGCGGUGGCUCAUCAGGGCCAGAACAACCCCCUACAGAAGCCCGUCUCACUCAAUCAGGUCUCCAACACCCUUAGAAGCCCCGGCAGCAGGACAAAGACGACAAAACCUCUGGACUCUGGGAGUACUUCUGGCAGCCCUGUCAUCAGGAUGGACCACAGCUGUGGAGGAGUGGAGCUUGCUUCAGAAAGGGCAACUCCCAGUCUCCAUGCCACUCCAUCUGUGGUGGACAGCAAGACUCAAGAGGCUAUUGAAAAGUUAGAAAACACGGCCUCUAUGCUCACACCCAAUAACCACCCCGCAGAAACGGGACGCAAUCAUCUGCAGUUGCUGAAUGUGAACUCUGAAGUGUUUGUGCCAGGGAAGUCCAGUUUGUUACAGAGGAUCCGAGCUGCCCAAAGUAAAUCCAAGGCACACUUUUCUAAUCAGACUGCAGUCGCUGCCGCAAGAAAGGCAGGGUCUGGACAUUUGGCUACUGGUAACGCCAUCUUGUGGACAUCCAAUGCAAUCCACUCACACAAAGUGAUGUCUGCAUGGAAGAAUAUUUCCCAGGGAAAGUGA
Messenger RNA from Lingula anatina, 2850 nucleotides. RefSeq lists its product as uncharacterized. Lineage: Eukaryota; Metazoa; Brachiopoda; Lingulata; Lingulida; Lingulidae. The record is from RefSeq and is a predicted model, not a curated record.